GAUAAUCCAAGAUUUUUAAUGAAAAUCUUAGACUUAUAAAAGUAGGUUUUUAAACCAUUUGAUAUUGGAUCACCCGCUCAAACCCGAAUAUAUUUUCUUCAUCGUCUCUCCUCUUUCCCAGUACUGUAACAGUUGCAAAAAUACAGUAACAGCUAUGGAUUCUUCAAAUAAUAAUUCUCCUCAAUCUGUACCUUAUAUUACUAGUAACAAUCCUCUUCAGUUCACCAUUCAUUUGCCCAAUUUAAACCCUAAUUCUACUCCCAAUUUCACUCCAAUUCCAAACCCUAACCCUAAUUCUAAUUCAAUUUCAGACGAGCUUCUUUCUCUCUCUAUUCCGAGGAAAAGGAGACGAGGUAGGCCCCGAAAUUUACCUUUGAAUCAGGUAUAUCACAAUUUCCCCAAUUCUUCAAACACUUUAAUAAAUUCGAAUUUUGUGGGUAAUUUAAAUGCUGUUAGAACGAUUACUGCUAAUGAUACUUCGGAUGAGAUUAUUGUAAUAAAUAAAGAGGCAACGACUGAGGCGUUAAUCGCUUUAACGGCUGGUUUUCCAGCUGAUUCUUUGACUGAUGAGGAAAUUGAAGCUGGGGUUGUUUCUGUAGUGGGUGGUAUUGAACAGGUUAAUUAUAUUCUUAUUAGGAACCAUAUAAUUUCCAAAUGGCGUGAAAAUGUGUCGACUUGGAUAACAAAAGAGAUGUUCAUCGAUGUUAUACCUAAGCAUUGUAGUGGUCUGUUGGAUUCUGCUUAUAAUUAUGUGGUGUCGCGUGGGUAUAUUAAUUUUGGAGUUGCACCGGUUGUUAAGGAUAGGAUUCCGGCUGAGCCGAGUAAGGGUAGCGUGAUGAUUAUUGGGGCGGGACUUGCGGGGUUGGCUGCAGCGAGGCAGUUGAUGUUGUUUGGGUUUAAGGUUACGGUUCUGGAGGGAAGAAAGCGUGCCGGUGGAAGGGUGUAUACGAAAAAGAUGGAAGGCGGGAAUAAGGUGGCUGCUGCUGAUUUAGGAGGGAGUGUGUUGACGGGGACGCUAGGGAAUCCAUUAGGUCUCUUGGCACGACAGCUAUCUUACACGCUUCAUAAGGUUAGAGACAAAUGUCCACUUUAUCGUGUGGAUGGGAAGCCAGUUGAUCCUGAUUUGGAUCAGAAGGUGGAGGCUGCUUAUAACCUACUUUUGGAGAAGGCAAGCAAGCUCAGGCAGUUAAUGGGAGAAGUUUCUCAGGAUGUUUCUCUUGGAGCAGCAUUGGAGACAUUCCGUCAGGAUUAUGAUGAUGGAGUGAAUGAAGAGAAGAUGGGUUUAUUUAAUUGGCAUCUUGCUAAUCUGGAAUAUGCAAAUGCAGGUCUGAUUUCUAAGCUUUCUUUAGCAUUUUGGGACCAAGAUGACCCCUUUGACAUGGGAGGGGAUCACUGCUUCCUGCCCGGAGGAAAUGGAAGACUAGUUCAGGCAUUGGCCGAAAAUGUACCUAUUCUUUAUGAAAAAAUUGUGCAUACCAUUCGUUAUGGUAGCGAUGGCGUACAGGUUGUCGCUGGGGGACAAGUAUUUGAGGGAGAUAUGGCACUGUGCACUGUUCCCCUUGGAGUUCUGAAAGGUGGUUCUAUUAAGUUCAUUCCAGAGUUGCCUCAGCAGAAGCUUGAUGGAAUAAAAAGAUUGGGAUUUGGAUUGUUAAAUAAGGUUGCAAUGCUUUUCCCAUAUGUGUUCUGGGGCACUGAUCUCGAUACCUUUGGGCAUCUUACUGAUAAUUCUAGUAGCAGGGGUGAGUUCUUUCUGUUUUAUAGCUAUGCAACCGUUGCUGGUGGUCCCUUAUUGUUAGCUCUAGUUGCUGGAGAAGCUGCACACAAGUUUGAGACCAUGCCUCCGACCGACGCAGUGACAAAAGUUCUUCAAAUUCUAAAAGGUAUAUAUGAACCGCAAGGAAUUGAAGUGCCAGAGCCGAUCCAAACUGUCUGUACAAGAUGGGGAAGUGAUCCUUUCAGCUUGGGUUCUUACUCUAAUGUUGCAGUAGGGGCAUCGGGAGAUGACUAUGAUAUUUUAGCAGAAAGUGUGGGCGAUGGCAGACUUUUCUUUGCUGGCGAGGCCACUAAUAGGCGCUAUCCAGCCACUAUGCAUGGAGCUUUUCUUAGUGGGCUUAGAGAAGCUGCGAAUAUGGCCCACCAUGCUAAGCUCAGAACCAUGAGUUUGAAGGUUGAGAAAAAACCAUCAAGGAAUGCUUAUUCUUAUGCUUCUGUUCUGGCGGAUUUAUUUAGGGAGCCAGACUUGGAAUUUGGUAGCUUUUCUAUAAUUUUUGCUAGAAAGAGUUCUGAUCUAGAGUCACCAGCAAUUUUGAGGGUGACUUUCAGUGGAACCCAAACGAGGAGUCAUGAUGGGAUAAGGCCUAAUCGACAUCUUUCUAACAAGUUACUCUUUCAGCAGCUUCAGUCCCACUUUAAUGACCAGCACGAGCUUCACGUUUAUGCCUUGUUAUCCAAGCAACAAGCCCUUGAGCUUAGAGAGGUCAGAGGUGGUGAUCAGAUGAGGCUGAAUUUCCUUUCUGAGAAGCUUGGGGUGAAACUGGUUGGUAGAAAAGGUUUGGGUCCAUUGGUUGAUUCUAUAAUUGCCUCAAUUAAGGCUGAGAGAGGCAGGCGCAAACCUGGGUCCAGGUGUCUUACGCUUAAAUCUGGUGUCAUGAAGUCAAAAGCCACCACUCUCAGGCAGAAAAUAGUUCGAAAGGCUAAAAUAGUAGGGGGAGGCAAUAGAACCACUUCUUCCACUGCAGAGAGCAGCAGGAUUAAAGCAGUUGGCAACAGCUCCACCUCGAUCCCUCCAACAAAUGUUACUUUGGAAUCUAAACCAGUUUGCACUAUUGAAUCUAUAGCUUCUCCAAGUUUGAAUAUUGGUGUAAAUGACAACACGGGGUCAAAUUCAUUGGGUAGUAGUUACAUAUAUCUGCUUCCGAAUGCAGGUAUUGGUGAUAAGUUUGAGAGUGAUAUUGGUAAUUCUACCCCUCCCAUUUUGGAUGCUGGAGAAAAGACAGGAAGCAAUAUUAAUGGCCCUAUUUAUCCCCAGAGUACAUAUGAUGAUAGCACGAAUACAUAUGCUCCGCCUUCCAGUGGAAAUUCGGCUAGUUAGUACACAACAUGUUGUAGUAGCAGACAACUAUAGAAGCUAUUGAGAGAACAUCCUGAUGUUGGUGGAUGUGGAGUCGAUGACUUUUGAAGUACUACAAGAGUUUAUCCGCAAGAGAUGUAACUCUCAUCUGGAAGAGUCAUCACAUAAGAGUCUUAAUGGAGUUUAUUAGUUUGAAAAUGAAAAAGAAAACUUCAUAAAAUGCAUUGAGAAAAAGAGUUGCAAGACUUGACCAAGUUAGAUGAAAGAAAUCUAAGUAAACACUUUCUUUA
This is a messenger RNA of Nicotiana attenuata, 3360 nucleotides long. RefSeq names its product protein FLOWERING LOCUS D-like. The transcript has 4 exons. Gene Ontology annotation, molecular function: oxidoreductase activity; protein binding. Bases 155 to 3091 code for a protein of 978 amino acids. NCBI's taxonomy places the organism in Eukaryota, Viridiplantae, Streptophyta, Magnoliopsida, Solanales, Solanaceae. The record is from RefSeq and is a predicted model, not a curated record.